Molecule: messenger RNA, 5154 nt
Organism: Labeo rohita (rohu)
Lineage: Eukaryota; Metazoa; Chordata; Actinopteri; Cypriniformes; Cyprinidae
Product: MAM and LDL-receptor class A domain-containing protein 2
Exons: 36
Coding region: 85-5025 (1646 amino acids)
Cellular component (GO): membrane
Molecular function (GO): protein binding
Source: RefSeq, a predicted model, not a curated record
GCCCCACAUUCGUGCAUUGGCAAGCAAAGACGUUUGGAGGAACAGUAGCUUAUUGAGACCCUGUUCAUCCAUGUUCUCAUCAAAAUGAGAGCACUGUUUCUACUGCUGCUAGUUUCGAUGGGCUCAGCCUCCUGUCCUGAUGGACAGUUCCAGUGUAUUGAUUCUGAAGCCUGUAUUCCCAUGGAGCAAGUGUGUGAUUUCCACCCCAACUGUGCAGAUGGAUCAGAUGAAGAGUUCUGUGGCUCUUGUGACUUUGAGGAACAUGCAUGCGGAUGGCAUGAGUCCAGUCAUGAUGAGUAUAAAUGGCGACGUGAGAUGGCAAACAUCAGUGCUAUCCCCGGUGUGGACCACACCACAGGAUCCCCCUGGGGUGGAGUUAUGCAUAUAGAAGGUGAGGAUCCAGAUAUUUGGUCAGAAGCAAAGUUGGAGUACACACUUUCCCAGGCCACUGAACUUGGAUGCAAGUUUAGCUUUUGGUAUCAUCUCCAUGAUGCCGCAGAUACGUCUUCCUUCUUCUCCCUGAGUUUGAUCACCAACACUUCAUCUGUAAAGUUAUGGUCAAUUAGAAAGGGCCAGACUAACGGUUGGGAAAAUGCUAGUUUUUUACUCGGUAAUUGUCCUCUAGGCUCAAAGCUUUCAUUUUUGGUGGAACCUGUAUACAUUGGAAAUCAGGAUGUCAUGCUGGAUGACAUUACACUGACAGACUGUGCAAAGGGAGACAUUCCUGCAGGUUCAGACCAGCUCAGCUGUGACUUUGAGAAAGACGUGUGUUCCUGGUACAACGACCAGUCAGCUGAACUCCAAUGGAAAAGAGAAAGUGCACAGAACCCUUCCUUUGAUUAUCAGGGACCUACACAUGAUCACACCACUGGUUCUGGCUAUUUCAUGUACAUAACACAAAAGUACUCCAGACCACCUGAGACAGCAAGAUUAAUCAGCUUUCCACAGCAGGCCAAAUGUGUCAGCUUCUGGUAUAUGAUUUUUGGUGGAAGCAUUGGCUCUCUCAGAUUUAUCACCAAACAUGCUAAUGGAACACAGACACUUAUAUGGUUGAGGACAGGAAAUCAAGGCAACAAAUGGCGUUUUGUGGACCUUAGUUUCGCAGACAGUGAAGAACCAAUUCAGUUUAUAUUCGAGGGCAUCCUGGAAGACACAGACGGCUACAUCGCUAUAGAUGACGUGCAGGUGUCAAGCAGUGUAAAUGGCUCCUGUCCGGCUGAGCGGGAAUGUACAUUCCAAGGCUCUCUAUGCGGCUUGAAGCCUGAUCCAACAACUGAUUUUACCUGGAUCCGAACCAAUGGAGAACUGGCCACUGGCACUCCCAGCCCUGCAGCAGACCAUACUUUAGAAACCGAUAAGGGCUUUUACCUGAGUGCACAACUGUGGAAGCACCACAAAGGCAGCAGAGGCAGCAUAAUGACGGAUGUCAAUCAACCGACCUCUGAACACGGAGAGUGUUUGAUGUUCUGGUACCACAUGAAUGGAAGAGACGUGGGUUCUCUUAACAUCUAUAUCCAGGAGUUGAAUGGUGCCAGAUCUCAAAUUCCCAUGUGGAGUGCAAGUGGAGAUCAAGGACAACACUGGAGACACGGCAGAGCAACGGUCAUAAGUCCUCACAGCCCAUAUAAGGUUAUAUUUGAAGCAGUGGUUGGAGAUGAGCAGAUGCAUGAUAUUGCUAUUGAUGACCUAACAAUCCUAAAUGACCCUUGCCCACCUCAGGGGUUUUGUGAUUUUGAGAUGGACAUGUGUGGAUGGUUGAAUACUCAUGUCAAUACCUCCAGUACUGACUGGAUUUGGACCUCUGCAACGAGCACUUCUUUAUUUGCUCCUGAGGUUGACCACACCACCAACACUGCCAUGGGGCACUACAUGGCCUUUGAGACAAAUGCCAGAGUAGAUAAAAUUGCUCAUCUUGAGAGCGAGGUGAUGGAGCCUGAAUCUCAAGGCUGUUUGGAGUUCUGGUACUACAUGAAUAUGUGGAGCAGUGACAAGCUCAAACUAUCAGUUUAUGUAAAUGAGUCCGGUUCUCUGCGCUGCCUGUGGAAUCGAACUGGCAAUCAGAACAAUGUGUGGCACAAUCUCACUAUAGACUACAAAUCAACUGAACGACACCAGAUUGUGUUUGAAGCCAUGCAUAGAUACUUAGACGGAGGAGUCAUUGGUUUGGAUGACAUCUAUAUCAGACGGAAUACACGCUGCUCUGAUCUUACCGCAACAACACCUGCACCCACAACCGAGCCCACCUCUCCACCCGCCUCCUCCAUGGACUGCAACUUUGAGGAGGGACUAUGUGACUGGGUCCAGGAGACAGAUGAUGGAUUUGAUUGGUCCCAUCAGAUGGGUGGACAGGUGAAUGAACCACUGCUAGGACCUUUAUAUGACCACACCUUAAAAAACAACAAUGGGUUUUAUCUUAUUGUAAAUAUGUCUGGAGAACAUGAAAGCAGUGAGACAGCUGUCAUUUCAACACCGAUGGUAAUUCAGAGCGCUGACGUCUGUAUUGGAUUCUGGUACUACAUGUCAGGAGCAUCUCUUGGAAACUUGGAUCUGCUUGUUGAGACGAAAACAAUGGAAACCAUCACAUGGACAAGAAGAGGCACCCACACCUCUGAGUGGCUGAAUGCACAAGUCUCUAUUAGUACUGCAGACAUUGAACGAGUGAAGUUCUCUGUGAACAGAGCAGCAGGAAGCAGCGGCUUCAUAGCCAUCGAUGACCUCAGAGUGACUGCAGGACUUUGUGCUGAACACAACCCGUGUGGAUUCGAGUCUCCCUCGCUUUGUGGCUUUGAGCCCGAUGUGACUGACAGCUUUAUCUGGCUCCGUGUGGACGGCAGCAGUGGCCAUCCAGACCAUACAUACAGAACAGAACUUGGCCAUUCAAUGGCUAUGCUUGGAGCCAAACUUGAGAAACCAGAGGUCUCAAAUCUUCUAACACCAGAGUAUAGCCCAUCUACAGAGUCUUGUGUGCAGUUCUGGUAUUGGCUGUCAGCAGGCUCAGGUGAUUCACUCUCAGUACAUGUUUUUCUGAAUGGGGAGUUUGGUCCAGCACUCUGGUCUCUUUCUGGAACGUCUUCUGAUGGCUGGGAGGUGGCAAAAGUCACUGUGUCAUCUCCCUCUGAAUUCAGAGUGGCAUUCAGAGCAGAAGUCAGUGCAAACUCUGAGUCAUUUGUUCUUCUGGAUGAUGUCUCGGUUAAAACUGGAGCGUGUUCCCCUAAAGGAAGUUGUGAUUUUGAGUCAGGAAUGUGUACAUGGAUCAAUGUUGCUAAUGGUGUCACAGAUGCACAUGACUGGAUUCAUGCAGACGGCCACUACAGAGGUCCGUUGUUUGAUUACACUACUCACACUGCAGAUGGCAAGUUUCUUUUGAGCCCAUCUCAGAGGAACACGCCAGGCCAUAAAAGCAGUUCUGUGCUGAUUUCAGAAAAGAUCCAGCCAUCCAGUAACUCCUGUUUUGAGUUCUGGUGCCAAAUGAAUGGAAGUGACCCUGGGAUCCUUAGAGUGCUAUUAGAUUCAGGUGCAACAGAGCAAGAAUUGUUGUUUGAAACACAGUUCACUGGGAGCAACUGGAAAAAUGUCUCUGUCACUAUAGCUGAGACCCAGCCCUUUCAGAUUCAUAUAGAGGCUCAAACAGGCAGUGAAGGCUACAUUGCUGUGGAUGACAUUAGACUAACAAACGGGCCAUGUAAAGACAUCGGAGUGGAAAGUGGAGUGUUUGUUGGCUGCAAUUUUGAGACAGACACCUGUGAAUGGAGAGAUAUCAGUGUUGGGCAGUUUGUUUGGAAACGGGACCAGAAUGGUACAAUCACUGCCAACACUGGGCCAUCAGUUGACCACACUACUGGAACAGAGCUAGGCUGGUACAUGGCAGUAGAAGCCAGUCACGGUGAGCACAACAGCUAUGCUGCUCUACAGAGUCCCGCCAUGAAAGAGGCCAGCAAUGAGUGUCUGCUUGAAUUCUACUACCACAUGUUUGGAGAAGGCAUUGGGGAACUGAAAGUGUUCCUCCAGGAGGGCCCAAGGAGGACCCCCCUUUGGUGGAUGUCUGGUAAUCAUGGAGAUGAGUGGCAUCGGGCGCAGUUGAAUGUGGAUCGCACACAUCAAGUUUUCACUCUCCUUUUUGAGGCUACCAGAACCUACAGUGAGCUCGGGGACAUCGCUAUAGAUGACAUCUUCUUCAUCAACUGCACUUUGCCAGAGCCUCAUGAAUCUUGUGAAGAGGGAAUGUUCACAUGUUCCAACAAAGUGUGUGUGGAGCCGAACAGAGUUUGUGACUACAGCGAUGACUGCGGUGAUGGCACGGAUGAAGCGCUCUGUGAUGUAAAAGGUUUUACCCAUCGCUGCAGUUUCGAGCAUGGCAUGUUCUCAUGGGAAAAGAGUGACUUGAAAGCUGGCUGGAUUUUGCAGAAAGGAGAACAGGCCUGGCCUAAGCACGGGCCACCAAGAGAUCACACCAGCAAUACUGCAGCAGGUCAUUACAUUACUCCAGCACAUGAUCAGGGUGAGACAGCAGAGAUCAUCUCCAGCACCCUGCUGCCCAGCACUGAUUGCACCGUGAGGUUCUACCACUAUUCUCAUGGAGAAAAUAGCACAACUGCCAGGUUAGUUGUCAUACUGAGAACACUUCGUAAUGGAGAUGAUGACCGUAUACUUUGGGACAAGACUGUGACGCAGAGCUUUCGCUGGCACAGAGCGGAAGUCACCUUUUCUACCUCAGUUAAGAGCAAGAUUGUUUUCCAGUAUGUGGGAAACAGUGAGGCUCAUGCAUCUCAGACAGCGGUGGAUGAUGUUUCCUUCUCUGUGACAUGUGCUCAUGAUCCAGAUAACAGUGAGCUGCCAGUCACACCUGAGCCAACGAUAACACCAGCUACAGCUACAACACCAAUAACUGACGCUCCUUCAACUUCACCAACAGUCAACCCUUGUAAGGAGAAUGAGUUUCACUGCUGGCGGUCAGAUGGUGUAACGUGCGUUACAGCUGGUGCUCAGUGCAAUUAUAAACUAGACUGCCCUCUAGGGGGAAGAUGAAGAAACAUGCGGUCCAUGCAAUUUUGAGAACGGACAGUGUCAGUGGAGUGAUGUAAGUGUAGGUCCUAACAAAUGGCAAUGGGUGAAGGCCUCAAACAACACAGGUUUGCCCACUGACCACACCACUGG